Messenger RNA from Arctia plantaginis, 528 nucleotides. Lineage: Eukaryota; Metazoa; Arthropoda; Insecta; Lepidoptera; Erebidae. The record is from the annotation of a GenBank genome assembly.
AUGGAGACGAGCCAGCGCUGCAGGCGCUCGUUGGUCCACACGAGCACGUCGCGGUUGGCGAGCUCGGCGGAGCGGCGCCGCUCGACUCAGCUAGGCGAGUGUCAGGGUGGGGGUGGGGUGUACCUUGAGGUUGAUGGAGACGAGCCAGCGCUGCAGGCGCUCGUUGGUCCACACGAGCACGUCGCGGUUGGCGAGCUCGGCGGAGCGGCGCCGCUCGACUCAGCUAGGCGAGUGUCAGGGUGGGGGGUGGGGUGUACCUUGAGGUUGAUGGAGACGAGCCAGCGCUGCAGGCGCUCGUUGGUCCACACGAGCACGUCGCGGUUGGCGAGCUCGGCGGAGCGGCGCCGCUCGACUCAGCUAGGCGAGUGUCAGGGUGGGGGUGGGGUGUACCUUGAGGUUGAUGGAGACGAGCCAGCGCUGCAGGCGCUCGUUGGUCCACACGAGCACGUCGCGGUUGGCGAGCUCGGCGGAGCGGCGCCGCUCGACUCAGCUAGGCGAGUGUCAGGGUGGGGGUGGGGUGUACCUUGA